CUUUUGUAAAAUAUAAUACAGAUUUUUCUGAUACAUGGCUUUUACUUGUAUUAACUUUUACCUACUCAUUAUGACAGGAGUUAAUCCUAUUAUUUGAUGAAAGAUUAAUAUCUAAACUAUAAUAAAAUUAUGGAUUAAGGUAUUUUCAUAAACUUUAAUAGAAAAAAAAUACUAUUAAAAGAUGGGCUCUUUCCACAUAAGUUGAGUUUUGUAAUAAAAUUUUAGAAAAAGUACUCGAUGUUUAAAUACAUCGAUGUUUUCAUCCGAUACAUCGAAAGAUAUCGAUGUAUAGUAGCGAUGUAUCAAAUAAAAAAAUGCAUCGAUGUUUUUUCAGAGCGGACACCCCUACUGUGAAUUUCCACAUAUAUAAGUACUCUUUGAUUUCCACUUUUACACCCUAGAUUGUCCCUGCGGCAGGCAUGUCAGUAGGCGCUUUCAGCCUUUUGAUUUUGUUUAAAAAUAGGGAUGCCCAGUCUGAAUAGCCUUUUGUGAAAGGGCCUACUGACAUGCCUGCCGCAGGGACAAUCUAGGGUGUAAGAGUGGGGAUGACCCUUAAUUGCCUCCUGAAUUGUGAUGUGUGUAGCAAGUUGGGGCAAUUUUCUAAAUUGGGCCUGCGGCAGGGCGGCAGGAGCGCGCGACCACCCUUGCUCCCUAGAUUGUCCCAACCGCCCUGCUGCUGCCCUGUAACAUAUUUUUUGAUAACACUGGGACCAUCAUCAAAGCGUGUGUUUAGCUCAACAUACGCCCGAACACUGAAUAGCAGGCAUGUGUGUAGACGUAGAGACAAGCCGAUAUUGAACCGACCGCCGUGCACCCUAGAUUGUCCCUGCGGCAGGCAUGUCAGUAGGCACUUUGAAUCGAUUGAUGACAAUGUAAUCAUAAUAUGAUUUUUAAAAUCUGAUUAAUAGGAUUUCUAUAUUGAAUGAUUUCUAGCCCAGAAGAUCGUGUGAAAUAAUUACAGUAUACCGAAACCAAAAUUUCAAGCCUGAGGGUUAAAAAUAUAUCUUUGUACUUGCACACACUAGCAUUGUCGUGGUGAAUACAGGACCUAAUUAACUAUCUUGAACAAAAUCUUAUCACGUAUAGGUAGCGGCAAACUGCUUGAGCUACAGACAAAUAAACCGGCGCAGUAGACGUUUUAGAAGAAUAUAUAUAUAUUAUUCUGCAUCGUCAGAAUAUAUAUUAUUCUGACGAUGCAGACCUGAAAAGGCUGCGAAACGUCAAUAAAUAAAUAAAGUUUCGUGCAUUAAUCCGUUAAAACUAGCUUUAUUUAAUGAGUGAUGUGCGUGAAAACCUAAGAAACAAAUAGUAUAUUUGAUAGAAAAAAGUUGGUAACCCUAUAUAUAACGGACCCUGCUACCCGCCUUCCCCUUCUUCCAUUACAUCCAAACUAUAGCCAUAGUAUAUCUAUGACCGAGGCUCACUACAGGUAGCUACAGUUUAUAAACUCUUCUUGGUUGCUAUUCUUAAGUUUCCAUAUAAAAUGCUCCCCGCGGCGGUGGAAUUGCCUCAGGCUAGUAAUUUGCAUGUUCUGGAUACAAUCAGUAUCUUAGUCUAAGUCUUAGUAGAACGGCGGGCUGUUUCCGCAACUCGACAUCUAGUGCCUAUUUUGCGUGGGGAUUGACAUCAGUCCUGCCAUCCCAGCUCCUCCAGAAAGCUCAGCAGUCCCCGAACGUUACUGCAGGCCCUUACUAUAGUCUUCGGGCUUCCCAUUAGAGAAGUCCUUUGUCUUGCAACGCCCCUGCACUCCAGCAGCACAUGGGCGCUCGUCUCCUCGUCCUCCAGGCAGGCUCUGCACAGAGGGCUGUCAGAAAUACCUAUAUUACAAAGGUGUUUGUUGAAAUAGCCGUAACCCGUGAUUAUACCCACGAUUUGUUUUAAGGCUUGUCUAGGAAGUCUGAUUAACUUACGUGUUAGCUGCAGAUUUACCUUGGGAACGGCUUCCCUAGCAUGCCUGCAGUCCGUGAGUAAUACUUCAAGAUCAAAUAACAAUUUUCACAUCAAUACUUUUCAUUCGUAAAACCAUGAGAACAUUUUGUUUCUCAAAAAACCACGGUUUGCCGUGAAUGUUAUUUACUUUUUCACCAUUUGUUAUCAAGAAAAGGACAACAAUACAGCUCAGCCAUUUGUAGAGAGAGAGAAAAGAAAACGCAAUCGCCAAGCCUAGCGACGCGGUCUCGCCGUUUCGCACGCGCUGCAUUGAAGCGUAUAGUUCUGUCUCGCUCGCUCGAUUGAAUAUUUAUUUACAGAAGUGUGCACUUGAGAGUUGCUUAUGUAUGUAGUGACCGUAUCUUCCCUUUUUGUUUUAAUUAGCCCGGGAUGACAGAUUUUCAAAUACGUCCCAGCAUGAGGUCCAUGUGCAGUUGUCUAGCCCCAGUCCAAGGGCGGAUCCAGCUUUGGCGCUAGAGGGGGGGGGGGGGGGGUCAUAUAGUCGUGGUCAAGUCACAGUAGGUACAGAUUAUGAAGUACAGAUUGUGAAGUGGGUACAGAUGGACCCAGCCCAGGGUCUGGAUCCACCCUUGCCCCAGUCUAUCGUCUCGUCUUUCAGUCACGCACGCGGCUGGCAACGGAUCGAAGUCGACUGCGAGCGCACUCAGUGCUGGAUCGGCGUAUAGUGGCACAAGAAAGAGCAAGGCAGAACCGCCUCCGCCUAACAAUGCUGCCAGCAUCACUGUUAUGUAGUGUGUUAGCUUCUUAUUUGAAAAUCUUCAGUCCUUCGUUGCCCCAGGGCCUCUACAUCUCUAAAUCCAGGGCUGCAGUUACGCUAACUCAAAAGGUGAUUUCUAGGAUAAUAACUGUUCUAGGUUCUUUCCUGAAACGCAUGCUAUCUCUAUACUAAAUGUCAUCUAAAUCGAUUCCACUGUUUAAGCGUAAUGAGGUAACAAACAGAAACACUUUUGCAAGUAUAACAGUUGUCUCAGCAGCGAUUUCGGAACGAAUACAAAGGCGAAUAAAGUAUACGUAAAGUAUUUGUUUCUUAGGUUUUCACACACAUCACUCAUUACAUAAAAACAGUUUUAUUUAUACGCAAAGAGACUGUAUAUGUGUACAGUGAGUACAACAAAAAGCACUGCGGGAACUGUGAGAUGAAUAAAGAACUGUCAAGCGUAAACUGGCAUAUAAUUUCGAACCCCGUCCCGACACGUAACAUAUCUUAACUUGUAACAAAAAAAUAGAAAAAAGUAGGUUUUUUUUCACUUUUUAGGUGACCCUUACCCCCAGGUGAGGAGGGCCUCAAUGCCCCUAAAACUCGGAAAUUUCAAAAAUUGGAUUUGAUAUCCAAUUCGAGUUCAGGAUAUUUUUGGGUACCUACCUAAUGUUUCUGUUAUAAAUCUUUACUUUGUUACCUACUAAGGUACUAACUAGGUAUGUCAAAGUCAACUAAAGUAGGUCAAUCAGCAUGCUCAAUAAUGAAUGCAGGCGUAAACAGAACUCCCCCCGCCUUCGAGAGGACAAUCACCUACUUUAUCGGCCGAGUCAAUCGGCAAACGCAGCGCGCAGGACUGAAUGCCGCGCAGGCGUACAGAGACCAAGCUACUGUAUAAAGCGGCAUCGGCAGUCUGCUAAGCAUGGGUUGACGCGACACAACCAAAAUGAGGGGCGGAAGUUCAGAAAGGCUGGUCGUGCGACCUUCGCGACGACGAGGGGACACUCGCGCGAAGCUAACACGCUACAUAACAGUGAUGCUGGCAGCAAUGUUAGGCGGAGGCGGUUCUGCCUUGCUCUUUCUAGUGCCACUAUACGCCGAUCCGGCGUUGAGCGCGCUCGCAGCCGACUUCGAUCCGGUGCCAGCCGAGUGCGUGACCGAGAGACGCGACGACAGACUGGGGCUAGACAACUGCACGUGGGCUUCAUGCCGGGAGGGCUGUACCAGCGAUGCGUACAAAUGCACGCAGCUACACGUCAAGUACAAGUCUCGCGCGGAGGAUUGGCGGCCGGCCGUGCUGUUCGUGAACAUAAAGGGGUGCGGAUACCCGCCGUCCGUCGACUGCGAGAACUUCACCACAAGCUACGGAUACGUCGGUGCGAAGUAUCCGUGCUUCUGGUCGAGAGCUGAUACGAGCGUAGUGGUCCCGAGAUGGUCGAGAGGCGAGCAAGUGGCUACUGUGACGAGGACAUUGGCGCUCCCGCUGUUCCUGUCUGGGUGCGCGGGGAUAGGUUUGUGUGCGCUCCACUGCGAGUGCAAACCGCGUCGUCGAAGGCGCCCCCCUCGCCGCCCGCCCCGUCUUCCCACACUCUCCCCAGAUGACACAUCAGUCUACCGCCUAGCUUAGAGAACAGACAAGGUCCAAAAUACAAAUGAGUGAAUCUAUUUUACUACACCUUACAACCUACCUUUGAAACUAAAAUUUUAAUUUUGGACUGCUAUUAUUAUGUAAAUAUUGAAAUGAAAGUGUAAAUAGAAUAAGUUUAAUAAAUGACUAUGUACUGGUAGACGAUCAUUGGAGCUUUUUAUUUAUCAUUUUACGAGUAUGUUACUUCAUUCUUUAGGUAGGUACAUAAUUAUUCGUGGUUUUGAGGAGCUCAUCAGAAG
Molecule: messenger RNA, 4534 nt
Organism: Chilo suppressalis (striped riceborer)
Lineage: Eukaryota; Metazoa; Arthropoda; Insecta; Lepidoptera; Crambidae
Source: the annotation of a GenBank genome assembly